CCGACUCUUCUUCUUCGCACCACCUCCACCUCGUUGACGCCCAAGCAAGACGAAAAUGGCCGCCAAGAUCAUCCUCGCCAUCGCCGCAACGCUCGCCCUGGCCCAAGCCGGCAUCGUCCCCGCGGGCGCACCUCUGGCCCUGGCACCUGCUCCAGUCCACCUGGCGAAGCUCGACGAGUACGACCCCCAUCCCCAGUACUCGUACGCCUACGACGUCCAGGACUCGCUGACGGGUGACUCGAAGGCCCAGUACGAGACCCGCAACGGAGACGUCGUCAGCGGCAGCUACUCGCUCAUCGAGGCCGACGGCACCCGCCGCGUCGUCGAGUACACCGCCGACCCCAUCAACGGAUUCAACGCCGUCGUCCACAGGGAGCCGGCCGUCCUCAAGGCAGCCGUACCCGCGGCGGUGCCCGUCCCGGCCGCCAUCAAGGUCGCGCACCCCUUCGGCUUCCACCACUGAUCACGACGAGGGAUGCAAUCGAUAUAUUAUAUGUAUUAGAUCUAGCGUUGUAGUUAUGCCCGAUGCCCCAAUGUUUGUAGCAGCCUAGUCCCCUAGUCAGACGAGAGGUGUGCGCCAUGUGUGUAUAUAUAUACCCGUAUUUUAUAUGCUAUAUUGUAUAUGCGCGAGGAUUAUGUUAAUGUGCACUCGCGAGGGCGGCGUUGCGCGCGCGUAGGUUUGCGGCGCUGACUGCCUGUCGACGAAUGUAACCACUGUGUAAUCAAUUAUUAAAUUUUUAUACGAAUCAU
Messenger RNA from Nasonia vitripennis (jewel wasp), 750 nucleotides. RefSeq names its product cuticular protein RR-2 family member 10 (gene CPR10). Bases 56 to 463 code for a protein of 135 amino acids. Lineage: Eukaryota; Metazoa; Arthropoda; Insecta; Hymenoptera; Pteromalidae. Gene Ontology annotation, cellular component: extracellular matrix. The record is from RefSeq and is marked validated. The transcript is spliced from 2 exons.